UCCAUCUGUGAAGCAACAAGAUCCAGCCGCACCCAACGAUGCUGCAUGCAUCAUGGCGGCCAAUCUGCAUUUAAGGGCGGCUGUACCGGAUCAUGGGCAACCGGCCGGUAAAUUUGCCGCUGGCCCUCCUCCAUCAACCUUAGCUGCGCAGCUUGUGGAGAAUAUUUCAGCAUCCACGAAAUCCUCCAAAUCAGAUGAGAACAGCGAACUCAAAGGCUUCUUUGCUAUUAUUCAACGCGUCAAAGAUGACCCGACUCUUCUCAAGACGCCAGAGGACCGAGUUGAGCAUAAUCAUAUGCUUAUUUACGUUUACUCGAGAGCUGUUCUUGAAGGAAUUCGAUUAGAUGACCCAUUUCUUGACCGGACACAAGUACGGACAGAAGGCCUCAAGGCCAUCAGUUUUCUCAGGUUCUCUAUCAAAGAAACGCCGGCAGUUCUGAAACAUAGAGUGGGUGAGCAAGAGUAUAUGUUCCGAGGGCGGGAGCCAUUAUGGGUUUGGCUUCUUCCUCAGCUGCUUAGACUUCUUGGCCAUUCCCAGUGCCUUGAACUCACAGAAGCAAUUGAAGGCUUCCUCCAGUAUACAAUGCUAAUAAUAGCACAAAACUGGACUCUGUGGGAUAUGGCGCCAUCAUUCUUAUUCUAUCUGCGUACCAUCACAUCUCAUACCCUUCAACAGCUUCAAGACCCUCUAGUAGUUCCAUCUGUGGAAGAAAGUUUCAAGUCACUUUCUCUACCUCCUCAAAUUGCUCUCAGCCAAUUCGUCGACAAGCAGUCGCCCUUCACAAGCCAGCUUACAUAUUCUGUUGACCGAAUGUCGCAAGCGCUGCAACAACUGAUCAGCUUUUGCAAAGUGGCGGCCUAUCCUCUGACAGCUUCAGAUGAUGCCUUUAAUAACGUUACCUCCUUCUCAGAGACUGCGGUAUGGUUGAUUGAUGUCCUAGGGGACAUGCGGGUUAUCCAGACCCGGUACGGUAGCAACUUUCCUGCCUCUUCGCUUCAUGUUCUCCAACUGGCUCAAGAAAUCGAGCGAGCACUACGGAGAAGAAAAGGCAUCAGCGCUUCUGUUCACAAGAAGGCCAUCACUCUCAUGAUAUUGCUUUGUGGUGAGAUUGCGACAAGCCUCAAUCCCAUGCCGAUGCUAGACAUUGAUGAGGAAACGCGGCAUACAUACUGUAUGGCUCUAGCUAUAAUAACAGCAGCAUCUACUGAAAAUACGUCAAUUGGCCGGUUAGCGGUUUCCGGCAUUGUAGAUGAGUCUUCAAUGUUUUAUACAUCCCUGCCUGAAGGAACAGACCUGUGGGUGGGUUGCAUCCUCCAUAAUUCCUCCGUCAGCAACUAAUUCUCAAGAAGAGAGUGAUACAGACUUUAAGACAGAUCAAUUUCGAUCCCAGGCCAAAGCUGCUCUCCUCAAACCUACAUCCACUGAGUUUUGAGGAUUCUGCAGUGCAAGAGAUAAUCGAGACCUUGGCGCUGAGCUACGAGCCUCCCGAAACAAGUUCACAAGACCGUCUUAAACGCCGAAAAAUAGCACAGGCAGACUCUAGCCCCACGGCGGUCCUCAUGAGACUUUUGGGUGACGUUCUAGGGCUUGCAGAUGUGGACGAUGAUUUUCUUAAUCUUGAGAAUCAAGUAUUGGGAGCCUUUCCAAAGGCUGACACAUCACGUCAAUGUCUCAUACUUGAUUUGCUAUCGCGGAUAUCUUGCGUGGCGGAUGGUGGCAACGAGACAAUCAAUGAUACAAAAGCAGCAGUGACAGAAACAGCCUGCUCCAUUUGUGAACAUAAUGCACCUCCAGUUCGAUCAAACCUUCAUGGAGCAACCGUGCAUAAAUCCCGAAUCGAGGCACUCUUUACCAAACUGAUCCGACUCCCCGCCCUUGCUGAAUCUCGGCGUCCAAGGAUUGCUGCCAUGUUGGCUAUAAGGAGAGUGAUUCUCCAUUGUGAGGAUACCGAAUUACUUAAUCUGGAAACGUCUGGGAUGGGCCAGUGGUGUCUUCAGUCCUUAAACAGCUCUGUGAGGGAGCUGCGGAUAGCUGCCGGGCGUGUUCUAGCCACCUUCUCUUUGGCUAGGCCAGAGCCAAUUCUUUCCAACAUGGUUCUUCCGGCUCGACCAGCAGAAGCCAAUGGUGCUAGGAACCCACGAGUGAAUCAGGCUCAAGCGGCCUCCACAGAUGGCAAAUUCCAGACAAAUGCAUCAAAUGGAUCUUCUCCCAUGAAAACGCAAGAUUUGAUCUCGCGCAAUAGAAAAAACUCGAUUGCUUUCCUGAAAUCAAUCUCAGAUAAGAACCAGCCUAAUUUAACUGAAACGUUUAUUAUGGCAUGGGGUCAAUUGGGAACGGUUGUCUGGGAACACGAACUCAACUUGGUUCUCAUCAAGCUUUUGGAGUACUUGGGAAGCAACAACAAUAUCGUGUCAGCUUGCGCCUUCAAUGAGCUAUUGAAUCUAGCUGAUGCUCGUCGAGUAACCCCACGUAGGCUUUUCGAGCCUUUUUGGCCAAACCUAGCAUACAUGACCACCAAGGACAUGGUCCAACGCCCUCAAAUGAGCCGGACAAUUGCUGAAUUGCUACAAGUGUCUGUCAACGAGUUACUCCUCCUGAUUCAAACGCACGCACUGCCGUGGCUUGUGCUUGACAAGCAAAAAGACGUUAUCCAAAAGAUUGCGGAGGCACGGCAGGAGUCCGAGGUUUGGCUACCAUUAAUCGACCCUGCGAACCUAGCCGCAACCCUGGCCUUGCUCUUGGUUCAAGAUACAGACGAUAUCGCUAGUUUCGCAAAAUCUCGCCUCGAUGAGUUAUCGACACAUUUUCAAACAGAGCCCCUCGUCAACCUGCUUCAAGUGGAACCAGUGCUCACCGUCAUAGAGUUACUUAAAGCUGCCGGCGACGCAGAUGAAACAAAAAAGGCACCAGUCCGCAAAGCUUUAGACACUAUGGCGAAAAUGAUGAUCCCAGCAAACAAAGAAACCCGAGCUAAGAAGUCGGACCACACUGCUCGGUUUAUUCAUUCACAACUUCUUGGCCUCAUGGCAUGUCUCUUCGAUGUCAUCAAUGACCAGAGCCUUCCUGACCCAGAGCGUCGGCGCUACAUUCGGGCCAUGGAGGAAAUGAUCAGGGUGUCGAGGGGCUAUGCAAGCACAGCCAGACCGCAAAUGUCUGCUUGUUUGCUCUCGACACUGGCACAAGAUGCGCUGAGAGAAGCAAGUUUCUCAUGUUGGGCAUCGAUGCUCACACACCUUGAGGAGACAGAUGUUGAGGCAUUAUUAGAAACAACAUUUUUCGUCGUUACCCGUUACUGGCCCUUCUUGAGCGAGUCAACGGCUCUUCUAGCGCAGCAAAUGCUCAAGUCUCUCGUCGAUGAAUUUGAUCCCCUUGUUGCGAAGUACAUCGUCAAGCUCCCUUCGCUCAGACACAUUCCAGAGUUGAGGGACAUCGAGACAAAGCUGGAUCAGCAUAGACCAGCAACACUCGCGGUUGAAGAGGUUUUGGAAGCUUUCGCCGAGAGAAUCUGCCAUGAAAACUCCGGUGUUGCCCUUCAAGCAUUGACAGAAUUGAUACCAUACCUUCAGGAAAACCAAGCGCUGCUUCAUACAUCUGAGAUUAGUCUACAGUCAGAUAUUGGCGUUGUCGCACUUAUGCGGUCGCUUCUGGAUUGCGCAAGUAAAUACAGCGGCUUUCCAGGAGAUAUAGCGCGCCUAUGCACAGAAGCAAUGGGCUUGAUAGGCUGCCUGGAUCCCAGUAAGAUCGAGACUGUUAGAGAACAACGAUCAAUAGUCAUAUUGAACAAUUUUGCGACGAAUGAAGAAACUACGGACUUCGUUCUGUUUCUUCUGGAAGAGGCCCUGGUGCCAGCAUUCUUAUCUACGACUGAUGUUAAGUUCCAGGGAUUCUUGUCUUUUGCUAUGCAGGAACUCAUGGGCAGGUGCGACAUCAAAGCUGCAUGUGCCAUGGAAAACUCGGGGAUGAAAGGUGGAAACGACAUCUAUCGAAAAUGGGUUGCAAUGCCAGAAACUGUUCGGGAAGUGGUGGCACCUUUUCUGGCCUCCCGGUAUGUCGUUGCUCCAAUGCCACACACCGAGAUCGAGUAUCCGCUCUUUCGUCCUGGCAGACCUUAUCCGAGUUGGCUGAGAGUUUACGUUCUGGACCUUCUACGUAAGGGGCAGACGCCAUUUGCCGACUUGAUAUUCGAGCCUCUGGCGCGUGUCAUUCGCGUUAAAGAUCUCUCUAUUGCAGAGUUCAUCCUUCCCUAUAUAGUCCUGCAUACUCUUUUAGGGUCUCGGACUACACAGCAAGAAAGGGACGAUAUUCUCGGGGAACUUCUUGCUAUCUUGCAAUAUCAGCCUGCUGAGACGGCAUCGUAUCAGGAGAAGGAGGAUAUGCGGCGAUACUGUCAUCUUGUAUUUCGCGUUGUAGACUAUGCAAUGAGAUGGAUGCAAACAAGGCGAGCAGCUGGUCGCCUCACUGAAACUGAUAGGGAGAGGCUAGCUCAAGUGCAGGAGGCUCUCGAUCUGAUUCCAGCCGAACUCAUAGCACAAAGGGCUGUCGAUUGUAAUGAAUACGCACGUGCUCUUUUUCAUUUAGAGCAACAUGCCCACAAAAUGGAACAGAGGAAGAAAGAACCAGGGGAGCGUACCCGUCUCUUACAAAAACUUCAAGAUAUCUAUGCCAAUGUCGAUGAGCCUGAUGGCCUUGAUGGAAUUUCAGCUCAUUUACAAGUUCUUGACAUCAACCAACAGAUUCUGAGUCAUCGCAAAGCAGGCAGGUGGACUGCUGUUCAGAACUGGUACGAGAUGCAACUCGCUGAGAACCCUGUCAACACAGAUAUCCAGAUCGACUUGCUUCAUUGCCUGAAGCAGGCUGGUCAGCACGAGGGGUUAUUGAAUCACAUCGAGGGUAUGCACACAGAUGCAUCUACGGACAACAAGAUCAUGCCUUAUGCAGUAGAGGCGGCAUGGGUUACAGGAAGGUGGGAGAGCCUUACCAAAUUCACUCAACGAUUUCGCGGCGACCCUAUUGAAGACUUCAACAUCUCGAUCGCGACCCUUUUCGAAAAGCUGAGGGCUAAAGACAAGCCUAAAGAGCUCAUUAAGAUAAUGAAGGAUAUAAGAGUCAAAAUUUCAUCAUCGAUGAACGCUGCAUCCACCUCAUCGCUACAAGCCUGUCAUGACCUCCUUCUUAAGUCACAUGUUCUUACGGACGUGGAAAUCAUAAUAGGAACAAAAGCGGGUGACGAAGUCGCCCGCCAAAAGACAGCAGCCCUGCUAGAAAGGAGACUCGAAAUUAUAGGUGCAUACAUGAACGACAAGCAAUAUCUUCUUGGUAUUCGCCGUGCCACCAUGGAGUUGACUAGACCUACAUUCACUGACCUAGACAUUUCUGGACUAUGGCUCUCGAGUUCACGCCUUGCACGGAAGUCGAACUCGCUUCAUCAGUCCUUUAACGCUAUUCUACACGCUUCGAAGCUGGGCGAUGAUGCGGCUACUAUUGAGAAUGCCAAGCUUCUUUGGAGAGAAGAUCAGCACCGAAAGGCAAUACAGGUUUUGCAGGGAGCAAUUAAGAGCAACAAGUUCAUGACACAAACAGGGACAGCAACCAGCACAAGUUCAAGCAAGUUGAGCCCACAACAGAAGCUCUUGACGGCUAGGGCGCAGCUGCUGCUUGCCAAAUGGCUUGAUAGCGCUGGGCAGACGCACGCCGGUGCAUUGCGUGAAAAAUAUCAGCAGCCACCCAAGACCUUGUCGACUUGGGAAAAGGGACAUUAUUACCUUGGCCGUCACUACAAGAAGAUCCUCGAAGCUGAAAAGCCGCUCAAAGCCGAUGACCAGAGCGACAACUACAUCACCGGUGAAGUCGCUAGACUCGUCAUCGAGAACUAUGUCCGUUCACUUAACUCGGGCACCAAAUAUCUUUACCAGACUCUCCCACGAAUUUUGACUCUCUGGCUUGACCUUGGUGCCCAAGUAGACAGAGCACCAGAAGGGAAAGCAUCGCUAUCUCGCGAGCUCCACCGAAGACGUGUUGAGCAGCUCAAUCUUUUGCACUCUUUUCUUGACAAAUACAUCCAUAGGCUGCCGGCGUACAUCUUUUAUACAGCUUUGCCACAGAUUGUUGCACGCAUCGCCCACCCCAACUCGAACGUUUUCGACCGGCUGACACAUAUCAUUGCCAAGGUCGUGGAAGCUCAUCCUCGGCAAGCGCUUUGGAGCCUUAUUGGCAUCAUGACAACAAGACAAGUGUCGGAAAGAAAGGCACGAGGCACUCAGAUCCUUCAGACUCUCAGGAAUAUAUCGAAGAAGGUUGAGGGCUCUACGACCGAUUUCAAACACCUGCUCAGGAUGGGAGAGAAAUUAGCCGAACAGCUGCUUCUUGCAUGCCAAAACGGAGACUUCCGGGGCAACAAGACUGUUCAUGCCAGCCUGGGUAGAGAUCUUCGAUUCAAUCAUAAAUGUACUCCAUGUCCGUUGGUCGUGCCUGUCGAGAGCUCUUUGACGGCAACGUUACCGGCUGUAUCAGAGUAUGUUAAAAAACACAAGGCAUUUUCUAGAGAUGUUGUUACGAUUGACUCCUUUCUGGAUGAUGUGCUCGUGCUGAGCUCGCUGGCUAAGCCAAGACGACUCACAACACGAGGGAGUGAUGGCAAAAGCUACAUGCUUCUCAUCAAACCCAAGGACGACUUGCGAACUGACCAGCGUCUUAUGGAAUUCAAUGGAUUGAUCAAUCGGUCGUUGAAACGAGAUGCGGAAUCCAGCCGGAGACAGCUUUACAUUCGAACAUAUGCUGUAACGCCACUCAAUGAGGAGUGCGGAAUCAUUGAAUGGGUUCCAGGAAUCAAAACUAUGCGAGACAUUCUCAUCAAUCUUUAUGCGUCCCGAAAGAUUUACCCCGACUACACCGUUCUGAAGCAACUCAUGGAUGAAGCAUGUUUAUCAGACGGCAAAACCAGGAUAUUUACUGAUGAGGUCCUGGGGAGAUUUCCUCCGGUACUUCAGUUGUGGUUCACGCAACAGUUCCCUAGUCCGUCAGCGUGGUUUGCUGCGCGUUUAAAAUACACACGGUCGUGUGCUGUCAUGUCUAUGGUAGGCACCAUCCUAGGCCUUGGCGAUAGACAUGGUGAGAACGUGAAUUUGGAGGAGGGCAAUGGUGGAGUAUUUCACGUCGAUUUCAAUUGUCUCUUUGACAAAGGUCUGACAUUUGCCAAACCUGAAAGAGUGCCGUUCCGACUUACCCACAACAUGGUGGCUGCGAUGGGUAUAUACGGUUACGAAGGACCAUUUCGCAAGUCUUGCGAGCUGACUCUGAGCAUUCUUCGUCAGCAAGAGGAGACUCUGAUGACAAUUCUAGAGGCUUUCAUCUACGACCCAACGUUGGAUCUACAAAAGGAGAAACGAGCACAUCGGCGAGGAGAUGUGGGCGUCAAGCUGCAGCCUCAAAGCGUUGUAGACAGUAUCAAGCGCAAAGUCAGGGGUUUGCUUCCAACUGAAAGCAUUCCUUUGGGCGUUGAAGGCCAGGUGGAGGAAUUGAUCAAACAAGCGGUUGAUCCAAGAAAUUUGGCUGCAAUGUAUAUAGGCUGGUGUCCGUUCCUGUAAACCAGAACAAAGAGAGAAAUACGUCAAGAGGCACGUUGCAGGUGAAAAGAGGAAGAAAAGCUUAGAAUUGUUCGCGCUUAUAACAAUCAGAGUCAUUCACAAGAUAAAAAAGUAAAAAUCCCAGGUCAUUCUAUUU
This is a messenger RNA of Fusarium odoratissimum NRRL 54006, 7720 nucleotides long. RefSeq lists its product as uncharacterized. The transcript is spliced from 8 exons. Bases 1561 to 7584 code for a protein of 2007 amino acids. The record is from RefSeq and is a predicted model, not a curated record. Gene Ontology annotation, biological process: protein phosphorylation; DNA damage checkpoint signaling; telomere maintenance. Gene Ontology annotation, cellular component: nucleus. Gene Ontology annotation, molecular function: protein serine/threonine kinase activity; protein binding. NCBI's taxonomy places the organism in Eukaryota, Fungi, Ascomycota, Sordariomycetes, Hypocreales, Nectriaceae.